AUGUCUUUAGAAAAUGAGGAGUUGAGGAAUCCACAACAAAUUGUUGAUGCUUUUGCUAAGCAUUUUCAGUCCACCUACAUACAGCUAUCUACUGAUUGUUUCUCUACGGGAAAUGUUUCAAGACUCCCUGUUACGACAGUUGAAGUGCAACACGUACGGAAUGCAAUGAAAAGGCAAAUAAACAUUGCUUCGUCCGAGGAUGCAGUCAUCAGAAUUUUACAGUACCAAAUCCAAGAACACCAUACUUUAUAUAAUGCAAUAAUGGAUAGUAGCGAGACCGAAAAUCACAGACUUAAACCUAGGAGCAUGUCUGUGAACGAGACUUUUCUAGAUACCGUACUUGCAGAAAAAUGUGAACUCAGAUUAUCGCCAAUUAAGUACUUCUUUCCCGGUAGAUUUUUUACUGCAGGUAUGACAGUGCUCUCUACCCAAUCUGAGAAGGAAAUCGCAUCAAACCAACCUGAUGGACUUCUAUUAAAUCUGACGUCCUUUGGUCCUCCAACUGUCCAAGAUAAGAGGCUCCAAGCUCAACACGACAUAGCACUUCGUGCGGUGGUGGACGCACCGUCGUACGUACCCAACGGAGUGCUAUAUGACGAACUCCGACAGGUACCGGUCGUAAUCCAGAUGAGAGAGAGGGCCCGAAAGUUCUUCGAAAAGAACGAACGACACGGAAAUCAGCUGAUUAAGGACGCCUUGGAUUACGACCCAAGAACAGUUCCACAAACUGAAAACGACUGGAUUGCUAUAGCAAAGGGUUUCGAAAAGAGAUGGAAUUUCCCUCAUUGUCUUGGCAGCCUAAAUCGAAGAGAUAUCGAUAUAAUUCCUCCAGCCAACAGUGGAUCUUUUUUUUCAAUUACAAACAUAGACACAGUUUAG
Messenger RNA from Acanthoscelides obtectus, 879 nucleotides. Lineage: Eukaryota; Metazoa; Arthropoda; Insecta; Coleoptera; Chrysomelidae. The record is from the annotation of a GenBank genome assembly.